This is a messenger RNA of Nerophis lumbriciformis (worm pipefish), 2625 nucleotides long. RefSeq names its product spliceosome associated factor 1, recruiter of U4/U6.U5 tri-snRNP (gene sart1). Gene Ontology annotation, biological process: mRNA cis splicing, via spliceosome; maturation of 5S rRNA. Lineage: Eukaryota; Metazoa; Chordata; Actinopteri; Syngnathiformes; Syngnathidae. The record is from RefSeq and is a predicted model, not a curated record. Gene Ontology annotation, cellular component: U4/U6 x U5 tri-snRNP complex.
AUAACCGGAAAAGGUUGCCGACUUGCCGGAAAAAGAAGCAGUUCCGCCAUUGUGUCGUCUACAUUCCGUUCUGAGCGUGAAAACACAAACAGAUUGAAAAUGACAUAAUUGGCACUGCGUCUCACAGAUAGCUGCACAGUGUUGCUUCUUGAGAGGGUUCGACACUAAUUAUUCUUUUUGUGUCCGCCUGUCGCAAGAUAAUAAGCAUGGGGUCGUCCAAGAAACACAAGGAAAAGAGCCGCGACAAGGAGGCCGAGGAGCGCCGUCGUGAGCACAAAAAACACCGCCGCAAGGAGCGUGACACAGACCGGGAUCGUGACGGUAAAGAUAAGCGGAAACGGUCUUCGUCCAGAGACAGAAAUGGCCGUGAGAGCCGCAUUAAAAGAGAAAGGACCACCGGGGAGCCGCGCCUUAAGAGAGAGAAAAUGGACCCAGGAUAUGAAGCUGGAAAUACCGAGACGCAAACUCAGUCUGCAAGUGGGGAUGCAUCCCUCAGCAUCGAGGAGACCAACAAGCUCCGAGCCAAGCUGGGCCUUAAACCUCUGGAGUUGAAUGACAACAAAAAGGAGCUGGGCACCAAAGAGGAGCCGCUCGUGGCCGAGACCAUCAAUCCCUCGCUCAUCCAGAAGCAGAAAGACCUCAAGGAAAAGCUGGCGGCCAUGAAGGAGAAACGCCUCCUCAAUAAAAAAUUGGGGAAAGUCAAAACCUUGGCCGAGGAUGACUGGCUGGAAAACACGGCGGCCUGGGUGGAGAAAAGCCGGACGGCGGCGAAAGAAAAAGAGAUGGCGGAGAAAAGAGCCAAACUCCUGGAGGAGAUGGAUCAGGAGUUUGGCGUGAGCAGCUUGGUGGAGCAGGAGUUUGGACAAGCCAGGAACAGCACCUACACAGCCCGUGAUCUGAAGGGCCUUAAAGUCCAGCACAAGGUGGACUCUUUUGGCGAGGGCCAGACCGUCAUCCUCACGCUGCAGGACAAAGGCGUCCUGGAGGAAGAGAAGGAGGACGUGCUGGAAAACGUGGGGCUGGUGGACAGAGAGAAGGCGGAGAAGAAUGUGGAGUUGAAGAAGAAGAAGCCCGACUACAAGCCCUACGAAGAGGAGGAGAGCGUGGACGACAUGAUCACCUUCAAGUCGCGCACCGUGCUGUCGAAGUACGACGAGGAGAUCGACGGCGAAAAGAAAAAGAGCUUCCGCUUAAACGCGGGCGGCUUUGCCGACGGCGCACGAGAGCGCGAGCUGCAAGCGAUGAGACAGGUGCUCAGAAGUCAGGCCCAGACUUUGGAGAUGCCCUCUCUCGCCAUCGCGUCUGAGUACUACAGCCCUCAGGAGAUGGUCGGCUUCAAGAAGACCAAACGACGCGUGAAGAAGAUCCGAAAGAAAGAUAAGACAUCCGUGGCGGACUUUUUGCUCCUCGACGACAGCCGCAAAACAGACUUUGGCUCCAGGACACGUGGCCGAGGCAACAAGGAGGAAGAAAACGAGGGAGAAAUAAAGGAUGACCGGUGGGCGCACGAGAAAGCACCGCAGAUGUCCGAUGACAUCAGGACGGCAGAUAUGGAGAUGAGCGACGACGAGGACUUCACGCUGCCCGAGCCGACCAUCAUGGAGGAAGAAGAGAUUGAGCAGGAGCUGCAGAAACAAUUGGAGAAGCAGAGGAAACUCAAGCAGAAGCAGCUCCUCCAAGACUCCGGGGCGAAGAUCGCCGAACGGCUCAAGCAGCUCAUCAAAGAAGACCCCGACAACGACCCAGAGAAGAAGAGCAACAUUGUUUUUAACGCCACCUCUGAGUUUUGCAGAACUCUAGGUGAUAUUCCCACAUACGGCCUGUCAGGCAACAGAGAGGACCAAGAGGACAUUAUGGACUUUGAGCAAGAGGAAGAAAAAGAAGGCGGCGAGGACUCCAACUCCGAUAUGGACGACAACAUUGGGUGGAGCACCGUCAACUUGGACGAGGAGCAAAAACACCCCGACUUCGCCACGGGAUCGGCCACCAUUUUGGAUGAAGAGCCGAUCGUCAACUCUGGCCUGGCCGCCGCCUUGCACCUGUGUAAGAACAAGGGACUCUUAGAAACGGAGGUCCAGAAGGUGGCCCGCGUCAAAGCGACCAAGGGCGCCCUGCCAAACGACAACUACUGCAUCGAGGACAAGAUGGGCUUCGAUGACAAGUACAGCCGGCGGGAAGAAUACAGAGGCUUCACGCAGGACUUCAAGGACAAAGACGGCUACAGGCCCGACGUCAAGAUCGAGUACGUGGACGAGUCUGGCCGCAAGCUGACGCCCAAGGAAGCUUUCAGGCAGCUGUCACACAGGUUCCACGGGAAAGGCUCGGGCAAGAUGAAGACGGAGAGGAGAAUGAAAAAGCUGGAGGAGGAGGCGCUGCUGAAGAAGAUGAGCAGCAGCGACACGCCCCUGGGGACCGUGGCUUUGCUGCAGGAGAAGCAGAAGUCUCAGAAAACGCCGUACAUCGUGCUCAGCGGGAGCGGCAAGAGCAUGAACGCAAACACCAUUACUAAGUAAAAGCGUCAAGUAGUUUGUGACACUCGCGUGUCUUAAAGUGACGUGAUUGCUGCAAAUAAUGACACGCUUUGUUGAUGUAGAUUAAAUGAUUCAAUAAAUGUAUACAAAUAUG